AUGGCUGUGAUUUCUGAUGGAGCUGAAAGGCAGGCAAGUGCCUUUGAAAAGUCUGCCUUGUCGGUUGAACCAGUUCACAAGAACCACCAACAGUAUCCAUGCCUGGUAAAGACGUGCAUGCCUGUUGUGAGGAGUCUUUAGAACAAUCAUGACUUUGCCAGCUUUGAAGAAGAAACUAGUUCUUUCCUUAAAUUCUGUCUAUUCGCCCCUCCAGUAGGGGCAGAUUACCCUUUAUUGUCACACCAGGAUGAUGUGCCUUUAGUAGAUCCCUGCUCAGGCUGUGUGAGUCCAGGCACUGAUGCUGAACAAUAGCCUAAUGUUGGAAGAGCUAUUGAAUCCCUGGUAGACUACAGUUAUAUGAAAACUCACCAACAGUCCCGAGCUUUCUUGGAGGAAAUCAGCCAGGACAGAAGGCAGAACUCCAGGGCUGUGUCAACUGCUUCUCCCAGAGCAUAACUCAGAGGUAGAGCAAACUACUAUUUUUAUUUCUUAAUCAUCAAAAGAGUGGAGAAAAAAAAAGCAAGGUACUAUUUCUACAAGUCAAAUACUAAAACUUAUGAAGAAGUUCCUUGGGAGAAUUUGUUACCUUCCAAAAUCCAGCCUCUAGAAUCAACAGUGGAAAUGUUGGCUGAUCCUCUCCAGUGUUUCAUGAAAAGGAGGUACAAUCCUGAACCUGAAUUAAACCAAGUUGUUGGAUGCUUUUGGGACAGAUUUCAAACAAGAUCUUUUGCCUCUGCACAGAGAUCUGUCAAUUUCAAUGGCUGUGUUGGUGCAGUAAAUUUUGAAGGCAUUGACAAAGCCAGUGUAUACUUAAUCCUAUUUAACCAUGUGUGAACUUCAAGCUUCACUACACAAGCACUAUCUCCGAAUAUCCCUGGAUACACUGGCAAGGUUCAUUGGUCAGCAACUCACCCGGCAAAUUCUAAUCUUCCAUCAACAACCCCAUCAGUAAUUGCACAAAUGCAUGGAUACAUAGCCAAACAUGGAAGCUUGUCUCAGUAUAAGCACCAAGGACCUUUGUCUCCACUGGUGUCUCCAGCUGGUCCUCAGAAUUCUUCCAACAAGACAGAACAAGAAACUAUUACAGUUUAG
Molecule: messenger RNA, 1092 nt
Organism: Acanthisitta chloris (rifleman)
Lineage: Eukaryota; Metazoa; Chordata; Aves; Passeriformes; Acanthisittidae
Gene: SPMIP7
Product: chromosome unknown open reading frame, human C7orf72
Source: RefSeq, a predicted model, not a curated record